AGAACUGACAGUUGCGUUUUAUUUAUCAAUAGUAACCUCAAUUUUCUAGCCUAUUUUUAAACCUUUGAAUAAUAAAUUAUAUGCACAAUUUAAUAAAAACAAGUCCGUGAUAAAGAUUUUAUUACAAAAAUGCCACCAAAGCAAGCAAAGAAGACAUUGUGGGUUGACUGUGACCGCUGCGGUUGUACAAUAACCUCAAACGACAAGAAUAUUCAUGCAGAGUUGAACUGCACUAAGAAUCAAUUAAAAUGCCCUUACAUUGAGGAUGGGAGACUGUAUACAUGGUUGGAGAGGACAGGGGCGCCGCCAGAUGGAGCUCCUAAGGAUGCUGUGUUGGUACAUCCCUCAGCAGGAACGCUGAUAGGUUCUGUGAUUGGUGGUGCCUUGGAAUUGUGCAGGGGAGCUCCGACCAUGGUUAAGAGGAUGUGGCCUUCUAAAGGUUCUUCGCCGGCUGCAGUUAUAUUGAGCGCUGCCGACCUUCCUGCAUCGUGGAGCAGUGAUGGCAAGACAGUAACAGUUUCAGUCUUAAAAGAAGAAAUACCAGAUGCAACCUCAAUUACCAUCAAAAUAUUGAACCACAAAACUGAGUCAGAUAUUUGUGAUAUAUUAAAACAACAUUUUUAUAACCAUUUUGUGUCACAUGGCAGUCGAUUAGUUUAUUAUUACUUUGGUAAGAAAUUAGAGAUUGAAAUCAUAAGUGUUAAAUCGAAAAAUCAAAGUGAAGAAAUUAAAUGGUAUGUACUUAAAGAGAACACUGUUUGGAACAUAGAUAGAGAAGUGAUACAGAAGGUAAAGAAAAGACCAGCAUUAUUAGGUGGAGUUAAUGAUAUUUUAGAAGAGGUUCAGACAUUUAUCCAAAUAUCUUUUAACAAAGACGGUUUAACAGCAAACUAUCAGCCGACAAGAGGUCUUCUCAUCUAUGGCCAUUCAGGUAUUGGUAAGACUGCACUAUGCAAGUACCUGAUAGAAAAUCUCAAUUGUUAUCAUGUUGAGGUCAAUGGACCAGCCAUAUUUAGCAAGUAUUUUGGGGAAACUGAAAGAACCAUGAGAAAUUUGUUUGAUAAAGCAAUAGAGAAUGAACCCAGUAUUAUCUUGGUAGACGAAAUUGAAACUAUAUGUCCUAAACGAUCCUCAGGCAGCACAGAACAGGAGAGAAGAGUGACAUCAGCAUUUGUUUCUUUCUUGGAUAACCUUCAUGAUGAGAAUAGAAGAGUCUUUAUUCUUGCUACUACCAGGAAACCAGAAGCUAUAGACCCAAUGCUGAGAAGAUUUGGAAGAUUAGACAAAGAAAUUGAGGUCCCUGUGCCAGAUAGGAUUAGAAGGAGGGAAAUACUUUACAGUUUACUUAAAAAUCUUCCCCACAGAAUACGAAAAGAUAUUGAGACAAUAUCUGACUUGGCUCACGGCUAUGUUGCUGCCGACAUUGUUAAUUUAUGUACACAAGCUUCCAUGAAAUGUAUAAAGAGGUGCAGCGAAUCCAUAGAAAAAGAAGAUUUAAUUGCCGCACUAACUGUAGUUAGACCAAGUGCCAUGCGCGAGUUAUUAAUAGAAGUACCAAAUGUGAGGUGGACAGACAUUGGUGGACAACAAGAUUUGAAGUUAAAACUCCGUCAAGCAGUUGAAUGGCCGCUAAAACAUGGCGAAAGUUUUAAGCGUUUAGGUAUACGGCCGCCAGCCGGAGUCUUGCUUUACGGACCUCCGGGCUGUUCUAAGACUAUGAUAGCAAAAGCACUGGCGACUGAAAGUGGGCUCAACUUUUUAUCCAUAAAAGGUCCAGAGUUAUUUUCAAAAUGGGUAGGCGAGUCAGAGCGUGCUGUACGCGAUUUAUUUACGAAAGCUAGGCAAGUAGCUCCUUCAGUGAUAUUCUUUGAUGAGAUGGACGCUAUCGGAGGGAGAGGUGCGGGCGAAGCCGGAGUACAUGAAAGGGUUUUGGCGCAACUACUUACGGAGUUAGAUGGUGUGGUGCCCCUAAAUUCCGUUACAAUAUUAGCCGCAACAAACAGACCUGAUAGAAUGGACAGGGCGUUGCUUCGACCGGGGCGAUUAGAUCGGCUUAUUUACGUACCCUUGCCAGAUUUCGAGACAAGGUUACAGAUUUUGGAACUGAAGCUUGAAAAAAUGAGUACCAGUGACAUUAACUCGCACAGUCUUGCAACUAGGACCGACGGGUUUUCUGGCGCUGAACUUAACGCGUUAUGCCAUGAAGCAGCCUUGAGAGCUCUAGAGAGGAAUCUCGAUUGCCCAGCAGUAACCAUGGAGCAUUUUGAGCAUGUUUUGAAAGAUUUUAAACCAAGAACACCAGGAUCACUGUUGAAGGUUUAUGAGGAGUUUGCUUUAGGACAAAGAUCUGGAUGAUAGCACUGUCGUCUUGUCUACAAUGGACAAUGAAUGAUUCUUGAAUGAUUUCAUAGAUUUCAAAAAGCACCUUGAAUUAACACACUUUAUAGGUCUCUGAUUAACAUUUUAAUGAGUAAUGAGAUAAAUAAAGUUUAUUACCUCGAAGCUCCUAUUUAUGAAACAUUAUUAAUGAAGGCUAAAUGUAUGAGAUAGGUCAUAUUUUUUAAAGUAUAGUUCUAAUAUCUUUUUCUACUGUUUAAAGAUUGUGUGAUGUUCAAAAAUUAUUUUGAAUAACAAAACAAUUAACCCUACUAGUUGUAGCAAAAUAUUAUUAAUAAAAAAGAUAUUUAUAAAAAGUUCAAUAAAAAAGUGUUACUUUAUAAAGCAACAGAAAUCAGUGGACUGUAUAUAAAGGGUUUUAUAUAAUCAUGACAGAUUACCUAACUGUAAAAAUUAUCGCAUGUUUACUACAUUAUUAUAUGUCUGAAAUUAGUUGCGAUUUUCAGCAGAAUAUCUACCAAAAAUCAAAUACUUGUAUGGUAACACAAUGUUAUUAGUAUAGUAAGUAAAGAUUAAAUAUUUGGAUUUUAUAA
This is a messenger RNA of Manduca sexta (tobacco hornworm), 2930 nucleotides long. Its product is annotated as ATPase family protein 2 homolog. The record is from RefSeq and is a predicted model, not a curated record. NCBI's taxonomy places the organism in Eukaryota, Metazoa, Arthropoda, Insecta, Lepidoptera, Sphingidae. Gene Ontology annotation, cellular component: cytoplasm. Gene Ontology annotation, molecular function: ATP hydrolysis activity; ATP binding.